AUGCAAACAAUGGAGAUCUCGUGCUAGUCAAGGAUAAAACCCCCUGGUCAAAUCUGUCUGGGCCUGCCGGGCUCUACGGCUAUAAUCGGCAGUCUGGCUACACCUGGUAGUCCGGCUCAACCUGGCUCUAUAGCCCAGGGCCUGCUUUGGAUCGCCCUGGUAGCACGUUACCACCCUAAUCUGUGCGUUGACAAGUGAAAAAUAUACUGCCACUUGCAACCCCAAAGGUUAAGACUGCAACAAUUAGCGAUCCAAAGCAGGCUCUGAGCUAUAUAUGAUAUUAAAAAUAAACUCUAUCCUAUUCUCUUAUUUUCCCUGCAAAUUCUACAUUUUCUAUCUUCAGUUAUAUGAGUGAUUUUGCAAUAUUUAAACUAAUAAGCAUAUAUUAGCAAAGUUAAAGCAAUUUAUAAUAUAAAAAAAUAUUUUAUCAAUAUAAAUAAACUAUAUUAAAAAUAUUGAAAUUGAUAUUAUCUUUUAGAAGCAUGCUUAGAAAAUAAGUUAUUCAAAUUAAUUGAGUAUUUUAAUUAGUAGAAUCAAAGUUAUUUAGAGAUUUUUGAAUAUUUAUAUUGAAUCAACAAAUAUGUAUUGCUAAAUUUUAAAGAAUUAAUGAAAUUUUCAUUCAAAGUACGAAAUAAACCUCUUCUUUUAUAUGGCUAAACUUUUUUCUAAAGCUUUAUAUCUUUAUUUCUUAUAAUUUAAAAUUUAUUUAAUUAGGUGCAUCAUUUUAAACAUUUUAAAAUGUAUUUGAUGAUAAAUAACUUUAUUUUAUCAAUGAUUGCAAGUAUAUAGCUUUUGGAUAAAUCAUAAUAAUUUAUUAUGAUCUUGUUUACGAUUAACAUAAUAAUACGAUUUAUUUUGAAUAUUAAAUCUUUUUCAGAAUUUAUCAGCAGUUUAUUUCUCUAUAAAUCACUGAAUUACGUUAUAGAUAGUUAUAUAUAUUGCUGUUUAAAUAUAUUAUUUUUAUUAUAAAAUAUAGUAUAGCCAUAUAAAAAUUCUGUUUAUAAUAAGAAUAUGAAAUAAAGUAUUAAAUAUAUUUUCUAAUAUCUCUUAUUAUUAAGACUAUGUAGUUUGGAAUUGAGGGGGCGGAUUUGAGUUUCAUGCUUGAUCAUCUCGUAUCCUAAAGUUCGAGAAAUCUACGAGUCCUUGAGCUCUGAGACGAUGAGGUUAGAAGAAGAAAUAAAUGUAAACGAUUUAAAGGUGAUUAGUAAAAAUUCAAAUAAGUUUGGAACUGAUAUUGCUGUUUGCAAGCAAAGUGUUAUUUCAUCGAUAAUUCCAUUGUGUAUAUAUUGGAUAUUUUUAUGACAUUCAAAACCGGAGUCAUUGAGACAAAUCAAUGAGUUAAAUAAACUUCAUAUCAGGACUUUUCUGGAUGAUUGCUGAUGAAAUCAAUAUGAAAAUUUGAUAAUCAUGAAAGCUCAUAUAUUGAGCACCAUAUAA
Messenger RNA from Blepharisma stoltei, 1437 nucleotides. The record is from the annotation of a GenBank genome assembly. NCBI's taxonomy places the organism in Eukaryota, Ciliophora, Heterotrichea, Heterotrichida, Blepharismidae.